AUGAACUCUGCCGAGCACGAGACUGACGAGAUUGAGCGAAGCGGAACUGACUGUAUUAAGCGAGUGUGCGUAAUAGGAGCAGGUCCUUCUGGACUAACUUGCUUGAGGGCACUGCAGAAAUUGGACGAGCAGAAGUUUGAAGUUAUUUGUUACGAAAGAUAUGACUCAAUAGGCGGAGAGUGGAACUUCAAUGGCAAAGAAGGUUUGGAAGAAGACGGACUGGAGACGCACUCGGCCAUGUAUUACAACUUGACCUGCAAUGGGUGCAAGGAGGGCAUGGAGCUGCCUGAACUUCGCUUUCCGUCAGAUGACCCAGAUCUGACAGGGUUCCCUUGCUACCCAGACCGAGAGUACAUUCUCAAAUACCUCAACACAUUCGCUGACAAGUUCAACUUAAGGCCAAUAAUGUUUUUCAAAUUUCCGAUUUCCCUUCGGUUUUAUGCCGAAGGUUUACGCCUUCUGCUAAUUGGCGCCGGUGACUCUUCUGAAGACAUAAGUAUCAUGGUGCUGAAAGAAGGAGCCCAAUAUGUGACAAUAGCCUACAAAUACGAACCACUAGACAGAAAAUUUCCCGACGGAAUAGACCAGAAGCCACUAGUCAACUAUAUACGCAACGACACUGUCACAUUCAUCGACGGCAGCGAAAGAAGUUAUGACGUCAUAAUCUACUGCACAGGGUACAAAUACGAAUUCCCCUUUCUGGAAGAGAGACUGCGCCUCAAAACAAGCAAUAGGAUGGUGCCGCCACUGUAUAAACAGAUAGUAUUUCCAGAGUAUCCCAAAUUGCACUACUUGGGCAUGCAGGAGCAAUAUUAUACCUUCACAAUGUUCUGGCUGCAGUCACAUCUCAGCGCAGAUAUUAUAAUGGGACAUUUCACUCUUCCUUCGCUUGAUGAAAUGCGAAGCGAGAUCGAACAGGCGCAAAAAGAGGAAGAAAAUCUAAGUUCGGAUUACGAUUCUAGAAUAGAUUUUCAGACUGCGUACGUGAACGAACUGUCUCAACUGACGGGUCAAGUGAGUGUGGACAUCGCACACCUCAUGCACAGAGAGGAAGCGGACAAAAGACGGGACAUUUCUACGUACAAACAACAGACUCACUUCAAGUCCAUUUUCUGGAAAUGA
Symsagittifera roscoffensis is the source of this 1122-nucleotide messenger RNA. Its product is annotated as trimethylamine monooxygenase-like. The transcript is spliced from 5 exons. NCBI's taxonomy places the organism in Eukaryota, Metazoa, Xenacoelomorpha, Acoela, Convolutidae. Gene Ontology annotation, molecular function: flavin adenine dinucleotide binding; NADP binding; N,N-dimethylaniline monooxygenase activity. The record is from RefSeq and is a predicted model, not a curated record. The coding region runs from base 1 to 1122 and encodes 373 amino acids.